This is a messenger RNA of Paramisgurnus dabryanus, 5292 nucleotides long. RefSeq names its product microtubule-associated protein 6a (gene map6a). Gene Ontology annotation, cellular component: microtubule; Golgi-associated vesicle; cis-Golgi network. NCBI's taxonomy places the organism in Eukaryota, Metazoa, Chordata, Actinopteri, Cypriniformes, Cobitidae. Gene Ontology annotation, molecular function: microtubule binding; calmodulin binding. The record is from RefSeq and is a predicted model, not a curated record. Gene Ontology annotation, biological process: microtubule cytoskeleton organization; cytoskeleton-dependent intracellular transport; regulation of microtubule cytoskeleton organization.
AAAGGAUUUUUACUUUGUCAUAUUUGAGGACAGCAGCGUCUUGCGAAUCGGACAUUUUGUGCACCCCCAUUUUGGUUUACAGUUCUGCAAAACAGCUUGGAUUUCAACCCAAAGGGAAACGAUUGGCACGAUACACGCCACCAAAAAUCAUGGCAUGGCCCUGUAUCUCCAGAGCCUGCUGUAUGGCUCGGUUUUGGAACCAGAUGGACAAGGCCGACUUUGCGGUGCCUUUGGUUUUUACCAAGUACUCGGACGUGUCCGAAAUGCAGCAUCUUCACCUGCAGCAGCCCGCGCAAAAGCAGGUCGCCAUAGAAACGCAGCCGCUUCAACACGAUCACGACGCGGUGAUCAAAGCACCUCCGGCCAAGGAGGAGAUCGUCUCUGGAUCUGUGAUGCGCCAGGACUUCAAACACUGGAAAGUUCGUCCCGAGCCGAGCUGCAAGCCCAGGAACGAGUACCAAUGUCCAGAGGUCCCUUUUAACAACGAGACCCAGUAUCAAAAGGACUUCAAACCCUGGCCUAUCCCUAAAAAGGGAGACCACCCAUGGAUUCCCAAACCCAGUCCGACCAUCUCCAUGCGCAAUGACCGAACCCCUGACAGAUCCAAAUACACCAAUGUGGAAAUGGACAGUGGGGUGGAAAAAAGUGAGAUUGCAGACAAAGUGCAGGAGAAGGAGAUCCUGUCUAGUGGAAGAAAAAAGAAGCAGAAUAAGAAAGUCACGGUGGUUUCUGAAAACAAACCUGGGGUGAAGUUGGAAGGGGAAGCCACCACUACAGAGGGGAAAGGGAGGGCAGCAGUGGAUGCCCUUAAUCGACAGAUCAAACAGGAAGUUACGUCCGGAAGCUCCUACAGGACUGAGUUUCAAGCCUACACAGAUGUGAAGCCCGUGAAGCUUGUCAGGGCCAAGUCCCAGUAUCUGCCUCCCGAUAGGAAGACUAAUCUGGAAACCAGCUACAGCUCCACCUACAGGGGAUACCAGUCCAAACCGGAGCCCGAUGACAACAAGGCCGUGGACCGAAGAAGGAUACGUUCACUGUACCAUGAACCUUACAGAGAGUCCAGUAAGGUGGAGAGAACUCCAAGUCUUCCUCGCUCCAAACCCAAAAAGAGCACUUCCACAUCGGCCAAGCCUGGCAAACCGCUGAAGAAGUCCAAGGAGAAGCAGGCAACGUCAGUGCGCGGUUCGAAGAAGAAGACUUCCGAGAACCAGCCGGAGAGCAGACCGACGCAGGGCGACAAGGAGAAAAGUAAAGAGACCAACAACAAACUGGCUGAGGCGAAAGACCACUCACUCAUUUUGAGCGAAGAUGUUUUUUAAGGGAUGGAUUUGAUGUUUUUUCUUCUCUUUUUGCCUCGCGUCGAGUCCGUUCGCGCCAGUUAUAUCAAAGCGUUUGCAUUUACUAUGGCUCCACCUACUCUCCUCAUCUCCACGGCAAGGUUUCCAUGGCAACCACUUCAGUGGAUGCUCUCAUCUUGCAUGGAGCCAUUGGCUAGUGGCUCUGUAUGUUUCACCCAUCAUCAGAUGCACAGACUGGUGCUUUUCAUUUAUCAAGGGUUUUUUUUAUUAAACCUGAAUCAUCUAAUCAAAUAAAUCUUUUAAUGUCAUGUUCAUGUAAAUUAGGCAAUGCAUAUUGUCUGAUAUAGGUCAAAAAGGGAAUUUCCAAGACAAAACUCUUUGAUAAAUGUGCAGCUUAUGAUAAUGUAUUUUUUUUUUUGCUUUGCUUGAUUCAUGUUGUCAUUUUAUUGAUCAAACAGCCCAAAAGUGAUAUGUUAUGAUCUUAGAUCACACUGUUGCUGUGUAGAUCUUAUUUGGUUUGUUUUUGCUCAUUUUUGAGAACCAUUUAAUAUCAUUAAAAUGAUGAGAAAUCAUUAUAGAAACAUAAUAUCUCCCGAAAGACAUUGUUGAAGUUCAUACAAUAAUUUGCCUAGCUGGAUUACUGUAACAGUAUCACAUUAUGGGAAACAUUAUAUAUUGUCUUCAGAUAGAAUAGGAUUUAAAUGUUCACUGUGAUGCACAAGCAAACCUGUAGAAAAUGUUAUAACUACACUAUAAACUAAAUGUUGUUUUUGUAAAUUUGGUAUGGUUUUAAGGUUUCAGUGGGCUUUACUCCCAACACACAUCACAAGAAGAGCUACCAAAUUUAUCAUGUUUCACCCACAUACACAGUGAAAUGCACCAUCCCCCCUAAAGGAGGUCCCUAAGGUACACAGAUGGAGGAUCCCAAAAGUGCAUAGAGAACUCAAAAGGUCAAUAGAUUAGACAGCAUUAAAAUCAAGGGCCUUGAAUGCACACGCAAUGUAUGAAUUAUUUAUGACUUUCCCUUGAGUGUCUCUUGCUUUGUUUUGCUUCUGCAUCCCGUCUGUUGUCCAAUAACUGCUAUGAACUGUAUUCCUGACUAAUUGCUUUAUUUAUUAUCAUGUGUUCCUUGAUGGUCUGGUAAGUCGAAUGCAGUCUUGUUUGUUUAUCCUGUUUGCGUUCAUCUGCUGCAUGAUUUCAUCAUCUUUAUGAAUAUUUAAAGAUUCGUCCCAUAAGGCCUUCUUCCAAAACACAUUUAUUUUAUUUCUUCUGACUUCAAAUUUAAGUGUAAGUUGACUAAGAAUACUGAUAUAUGUAGAUGCAUAUAUUGGCCUUUACAAAUACAUGUUUUGGAUAUAGCCUGAUCAGGCCUGUUGUAAUGACACAUAAUCAUUGCUUCAUUUAUCAUGCAUGUGACAUGAUGCAGAUUUUAUGGACGAUCUUAAGAUGUUGGUAGUUCACAGGACUAAAUGGCAUCUUAGUAUCUUAACGUCUUCAUCUGCUGGCAUUACUGGAGUUUAGUGUGUAUAAUCAUGCUUUGUGUUGUUUUUAUCAUGGACCACCCCUCUACAAGUCCUCUCUCUGUCUCUGGUCUCAUUUGUUGCGGUCUUCUCCAUUUUCAGUACAGUAUGUGAGAAGUAUGUGAUCUCAUUGUGCUGUUGUUUGCACGAUCAGUGCACAGUACGCUGUGAUCCAGAGCCAGAUUGAAUAUAUGGACAGAUUUUAAAUGUAUUCUCAAAGGACUCAUUGUGCAAAAGUAGAUUUUUAUUAUUAUUUAAUAUUUUAAUUUGUGUUUUGUCACGUUUAAAAAAAUGCUGACUCAGACAUUGAACCCCACUGUAUUUAAAUGUCAGUCAUAAAUCAAAUACAUCAAAAGCAAACAAUAAUAUAUAUAUAUAUAUAUAUAUAUAUAUAUAUAUAUAUAUAUAUAUACACACAUAAAUACACACACACUAUCGGUCAAAAGUUUUGAAACACUUAUUCUUUAUAUCUACAUUAGAAUAAUAAUAAACUCAUAUAAACUAUGGCAUAACACAAAUGUAACUGAGAAUUUUGUUGUGACUAAAAGCAUUCAAAAUAAAUUCAAAACUCUUAUAUUUUAUUAUUUGAAGUGCAGUCAUCUUUGCCUAGAAAUUUCGAAACCACACUCGUGUCAUUUUAUCAAAGAAGCUUUUCGAAGUUUUACCUUAGGAUGAAUUUUAAGAAUAUUGAAGGAGUUCACAUUUAAUCUCGGCUCUUAUUGGUUGCUUUUUCUUCAAUAUUUAGUUUUAUGGGGCAUACACACCAAACGCGAGUUGAACGAUUUGCGCGAGUAGAUUACAUACAAAGUCAAUGCAAAGACGCGUAAUCGGGUGGUGCGACUGCUGCGAAAACACACACUAUUAACCUCAAAAUAUUCAACUCAAACGAAAAAUUAGCAUAACACAAAGUUAAAUCCAGCGAUUAAUCUAGAGCUAGCAACGCGAUGCAACGUGUUUGGUGUGUACGUACACCAUCCACGGCACAGGCGUCAAGCACGAGUGAUUUCAAUGUAAAGACGCAUUUAGUGCAAUGCAGUAUGUGCGAAUCCGCCUCAUUCGGAAAAUCACGCCUGAAAAUCAAGAGCUUGCUCUAGUAGUGAGGUGAUUUCAGGAAGCCGAGUCGCAGAAGCCCCUCCCAUGAAGCGAAUUUCCACGUGAAUUUCUUGAAUGACUAGAAUUUUACGCAAGUAAACUCUAUCUGUGGGUUCACACCAGACGUGUUUGAGGCAUCAAAUUUGCGUCUACCGCUUGCUUCCUGUAUUCACGUCAUUACUAGAGCAAGCUCCUGAUUGGUUAACGUGGGGCGUUUUUCCGCAAAAGUUCAAAUUUUUUAACUCAAUUUUUCAAGGCGUCUUUACAUUGACUUAAAAUUGAAAUCACUCACGCUUCACGCCUCUACAGCGUCUGGUGUGAACGCGGCAUAAAUGUUCAAGCAUCCAACAACGUGUGAAAAGCGCGUUUUUGCCGCCUCUACCGCGUUUGGUGUGAAUCCAGCAUAAGUCAUCUAUUUUUUUAACUUAAGGUAAUAACAGAAAUUAAUUUGUUUGACACAGGUAUAUCUUUGGCUACGAAAGUCAUUUCAAGUAUUUAACCAUACACUUUCAGAUUAAACGUUUUUUUUAAGAUCAUUGUUAACAUUUCAGUCAAGUGUUUCAAAACUUUUGACCGGUAGUGUAUAUAGGAGGUACACUCUCAGAAAAAAAGGUACAAAAGCUGUCACCUGCACGGCUUUAAAAAGGUGCUAAUAUGUACCAUUUAUGUAACUUUGAUCUACUAUGCACCCUUUAGUGUACUUUUUGAGAGGGUACCACCCCAGUAAGAUCUUUUGUACCCUUUUCUGGCAGUGUAUUAUAUAAAUGUGGCUUUAUGAAAAUAUAUAAUGCAUACAUACAACUUGCAAAAGUAAAAAAAGUGUUCCUGGGAGCUCAAUGUGUUAGCAGCACAGAGGUCAUCCCAGGGAACACACAUCUUGAUAAAGUAUAGCUUGAAUGCACUGCAAGUCGCUUUGGAUAAAAGCAUCUGCUAAUGCAUAAAUGUAAAAAAAACUUUAUUGUCUAAUGUAAUGUAAACACUGAUUUGAAUUGAAAUAAAUGUGGCAGUAUAGUUUAUCAGUCUGGCUUUCGAACAACUGCUGUGCUCUGAUGUCUACUGCAGAUGUCUAUACUGCACCACAGGGUGAGGGCCUUUUCUUGUAUUUUGCAGCCUUUGGUGACUAUGCUUAGUGUAACAUGGGGAUUAAAGGAAGAGGUCUGGGGAGACAGAGAUGGCUAGUGGGGUUGUACAUGUCUAGCGAAUGUGUGUGCGUGUGUGUUUGUGCUUAGCACAGGUGCUAUCUAUAGUCCAUGCAUUCUGAAUAGAGAGAAAAAUAUAAUGUCAUGUGAAGGGGCCUCAGAAUGAACUGUGAUGAUGUUAAUUGUGAUUUCUCUCUCUGCUUGCUCAUAUUUAUUGAAAUUAAUAAAUGCAAACGCAGAAAC